AGCACAUCUAGCACAUUGCAUUACAAUUGUUACAAUAGAAUUAUUAAAUGGUCCGCUAAGACCCUAUUUAGCAAUAUUUUAAGUGUUCCAUGGAGGGUGGGGUGAGUUGGGAACCUCUGACCUAAGGUAUCUCAUACCUAAGCAGUUUAGGACUUUAACGGGAAUCACCAACACUUUGAAUUGAGCUCAGAAGCAAAUUGGAACCAGUGCAUCUAUGUCAUGCAGUAAUUGUCUCAGUAGGCUUAAAACAAAUGGCAGCUAAUAUUUAUUCAGGAAAAGGGCAGAGGGCAGAAAGAGACCAAUUAUGGUACUGCAUAGCUAGAGAUAGGAACAGGACUGCAUAUUAAGACCAAGAUUUGUGGCUUUUGCCAAUAUGCAACAUAGAAUAUAAUUUAAAUGUUUUCUCCUAUUUUAUCAGGGAUAGUGAAUAGCUUUAGUUUAGUGCAUCUCAAGGGAGUUGUUUAAUCCAUCUACUGCUUUGUUUUGUGAAUUGCCCUGACAAAUGCAGUCAUUCUGGCAGAGAGACAUUUAAGUGAACACUAGGCAUUUCAGAAGAUUUAUCCAUGCCUUUUGUAAGUUAGCUUCAGAAAAACAACAAGGUGAGCAAUCCUUUGUGCUUCAAGAAUUGUAAUAAGCACUAAAACAAAAUUAGUUGUUGCAGCUCAGGAAUGUUGUGGAGAAGUAACUGUGUAGGUGCCACUACAUUCAGAAGAAUGAGAACUUAUUAAUAGAUAUUGCAGUGCUCUGAAACAGGUAAUGUGGUAAAAGAAUCUGUCGCCUCAGUUGUUCAGCAGGGAAUUGCUUCUCAUAUGGCAUCAGACAUUGACUCUAAUUCAGCACAAACCAUGCUAGCCCUUUAUUAUUAUUACUAUUUAUUAUUAUUUAGCUGCCCAUGCUACUGAUGGGGAUGAUUGCAACAACAGCUUCUUGCUGUCAGAGCAGCAGUGGUGGUGAGGGAAAAGGUACCUUCCUGUUCCAUGAGUGCGUCAUCUAUAAUAUUUAUUUAUUUAUGCAGUGGUGGGAGGGGUGCUGGCACAUCAAAGAUGGUCACAGACAGGUCAUUGGAUUGAAUCAACUUUCAUUUUAGCCCUGUCUUCAUUGCUAAAUGAAACCUGGUGUUUUCCAGUUCUCAAGCCAGGGAUGUGAUUAGUUUUGGGCAGUGCCAAACUAGCACACCACCACACAGUGCUUUUUGUUGUAGUGUGCCAAAACCUAAAUGCUGCCUGCGGCAGUGAAUGAGCUCAAGUGGCAAUGGUGCUGUAUUUGUGGUCAAGAAGGAAUUUCCCCUCAGAUCAGAUUGCCUUGUGCCUCUGGGAAUAUUUAUUCAUUUUGCCUUCCCAGGUUUUGAACACAUGAAGCUCAGGUGUAUGAGACAUUAUUCUAGAGCAGCAUUGUCUCUGUUGUUUGCUGGGCCUUUAAUUCCUAUUAUUACUGUUAAAGGAGCAGGGGCCCAGGCAAAGAGGUGAUGGCCCUAUUCUACAACUAUUUCCUGUACCCUUUCCAGCUCCUUAGUCAGAUGAUUUGUGAUUAUUUUUGGCCUGAUUAUAGAAAGAUGACUGCUUUCCUUCCAGUUGUGAUUCCAUAUGCUCUAAUUGCCUCUAUUUAACCAAGGAUGGUUCUGAUUUUCUGAUACCAGUUCCUUAUAAACCACUUAUUUCUGCCUUUCAGAUAUUCACAACAUCUUUUUAAAAUAUUUUUGUUAGCAUGAGUUGAUAGCUCUUUUCAGAUGCUCAACUCCAUGUCCAGGAUCUCUAGAAGUUCCAUCCACCACCACCCUUGAUGGCACAAUCUGACAUACCUACUCAGAAUUAAGUCCCAUUGAGUUCAGUGCCACUUACUACUAAGUGGUCUCAUGUUUUUAUCCUUGUAAAUGCAUGCCCACAAGCAGUGAGGUUCUACACAUGCAUUACCUACUAUUUCAGAUGGCUGAGGCCCAUGUUGAGCUCCUUGUGGAAUGACAAUGUUUUCUAAAAUACCUUUAACCCAAAGAACCAACAUCUUCCUGUCCUUUAAAAAACAGUGCAGCACAAGCCUGUUGAACAACAAAUGGAUUUGGCAUGCACUGCUGGAGUGGGACCUUCAGCAGUGUGAAAUGGGGAUGGGACAUUCUCAGGUGUCAGAAGACUGGUUUAAAAGUGGGUUCCUAUUAUCAUGUGAAGAAAUGACUGGGGUUGCGUAUGAUACUCAGCGCUGGUCCUGCCAUUAGCAGAUUGAGGCGGAGACCCCAACUGGGGUUAGGGAGAAACAGCAGUGUAUUUGCAGGGCUGCAUUCUUGAUGUGCCAGGUAAGCUGUCCUGUAUCCUCCCGAGUCUUGCUGCUUAGGGCCAGUGAACUGCGCCUCUGCCAACAGCGAACUCUUCCAGCCUGGACAUGGAGCUGGGGCUGGGACCAUCUUGCCCUUCCUCUCAUGUAGCAAAACAGCUGAGCUUAGCCCUGGUGCGUCCAUGACAUUAGAAAAAGCAGGGCAUUGGUUCCUAAGCAGCUAACAGGGCAGGCGGGUCUCCAAAAAGCCUCACUAGGUUAAGCCCAAACUCAAAAACGGGAUUAUUAUUUUUUUAAGGCCCAGGUUCCAAGCUGCAAAAACUGAAAUAUCCGGAUGGCGAGGGCCUUUCUCUGCGGGGUCACACAGCUUUGCCCACCGCAUGACACACUCCAAGUCUCGCCAGGUGCAACGGGAUUGACGGUGCCACUCCUGACAGGUCUCCUCAUGAGAAGGCCUCACUGACUUCAGAGGGGGGGGGUGUUACUCCCAGGUCGAACGGGUAUAGCAGCAAUGCACCCCCACUUCCCAAAUGUGUGCGUAGGACCGUGUAGCCACAGGGCGACGACCGUCGUGGUUUUAGGCGGCUUGAGAAGAGGCUGGACUCGGCUCAGCCUCGCACUGAGCGGGAAGACGACGACGACAAAAAUGGCCGUUUUCCCUGCGCCGCGGUGCGCCAGCCACGCCGCUAGAGGGCGCAGUAGGCAGACAACAGCUCCUCCGGGCUCGGUCCGCGACGUGCGUAGCCCCCGUGACCCACCUGUGACUGUCGGGCCGGCCCCGGUUCGGAGACGGCGGAGUGUGCCCGGGUGGCGGCGGCGGCGGCGGCAGUGGCGCCGCAGCGGCAACGGCCCCGCUAUGUGGCUGGGCCCGGAGGAGGUGCUGCUGGCCAACGCGCUGUGGGUGACGGAGCGGGCCAACCCCUUCUUCCUCCUGCAGCGGCGGCGGGGCCACGGCAAGGGGGGCGGCCUGACGGGUGAGUGGAGCCGCCGAUCGCCAGCUGGGCGAGGAGGAGUUGGAAGAGGGGAGUCCGUCGGCCGCCGCCGCCGCCCGGGGCCUCGCGGGCAGCAGAGGCGCUGCUGGGAAGGCUUCUCGGGGAGAGAAUGGGCCCUGUCAGGGCAGCGCCCGAAAGCGCCUUCGCAGCCGCAAGCUGCCCCUCAUCCCUCGCUUUAAAACGCACAGGGAGCCGGGCCUCUUCGCCCAGGGCCGCUGCGGCUUGCGGGUGUCAGGUCCAGUGCCCCCCCCCCCCCCAGCCAAGUAGUUGGCUGGUGACAUCGCCCGUUGCCCGUGGGUGUCUCUACCUCCCCACCCUUUCUCCAGGUGGACCAGAGAGGAUGCUUCUGGGUGCUGAAAGGGUUUGGUCCUGCCCUGGGUGAAGGUGCCUGUGCGCAAAAGCACCGACACUGGUUUCCCCUUUCGCCCAAGGCUUUCAAAUCAGCAGGCUCUUCUUGACUUGUGAUCCCGCCCCAGCCACCAACACAGGUGAAAUUUGGGGGAUGCGUGCCCCGUAAAUAUGUAUAUUUGAAGGUGCCCCUCCCGUGUGUGCCAAUGAAAUACAGAGGAGGGGCUCUGUGGAGUUUCGCAACGUCUGAUGUGGGGAGGAAACAAACAAACGAAAAACAUUGUUGAGAGGCUUUUUUUGAUUAAUACAUCACUUGUAUAUUUUCAUUUGGUAAAUAAUAUGUCGGUAUUGAAACAUUUUACUUUAGAGCUUUGUAGGAUAUGUGCACAGUUUUAAAGGAUUUCAGUGUAAACAAGGGAGCCAAUUAUUUUGCUUUUUAGAGGCUGACACUCUAAUCCACAUUAUUUCAGCAGCUUAGUAUUACACUUGUAACAUUUGUGGUAGUUUUAAACAAUAAAAGCUACUUUAAAGUAAAAUUCCCGUAUGCCAGUAGCAUACCAACUCAUUCGCUUGGCUCCCAGAGACAAGCUGAAUUUAUUCACGCUAUAUGCAGUACAUCUGCACUGCAGAUUCUUGAAGGCCCAAUGCAGAGCAGCUCUGUGAAUUGCUGCACAUCUGUUCAGCAUGUAUUUGUAUUAUAGAUAAAUUUGGUUCCAAGACAGUAAGUGUUGCCUAUGUAAACAUAGGAAUGGCAUUGCUGUGGUGUUGUUUUCUGUCACAGUCUUCCUGCAAAAGUAUACUUUCUUGUGUUAUCAUUUCAUUUGCCUCAACAAAAGUUAAUCUCCAUAGGACAGUGCAGACAAUAGAUUGGGUCCAGACUAAGACUGCAGUCCUAUAUCCACUUACCUAACAGGAAGCCACGUUGAACUCAGUGUGACUUACUUCUGAGUAAUACAGUUUGCGCUGUGUUGGUUGUUGAAUCAAUAAGUCAUUUAUCCCACAGAUUUCAGUGGUACCUAAGUUCAGCUAACUUAGAUCUGUAGCCUUGGUCAUUUUCAUGCCUAAUUGUGGAUUUUGCUUGUUGAAUAUGCUUGGAUCUGGUAAUUUGUUUGAUAUGGGCAGAAGAAGCUAGUGAUCUUACACACAUGAUAUGUAUGUGGUAGAUAUGUAUGUGGCAGCUGUAUCUUUGCAGCUGCAAAUCUUGCAAAAGUCUGCAAAAUGCUUAUAUAUAGUGGUAUUUCAGGUAUUUCAGCUGCUAUCUCCCUAGCGUGAAGCUGGGUUUCUUUACAGUACUUUGCAUAAGAAGGGAUAUUUCAUCAGGUUCUUUCCCUCAUAUUGUAAGUGCUUCAAGCAUUGCAAAUUCCCACAUAUAUGUAUACAGACCGCAUACAGGCCUCUUAAUAUAGACAGAGAGAUUAAGCCAAAAACAUUCACUGGUAAUGUGGCAAUAAAAUGCUAACAUUUCUUUUAUUAGGAGAAAAUGUUCAUAUACAUGUGUGUGUUGUUUUCUCAAACAGUGUUUUAAAAGAUCCCAGUUUAUCUCUCCAGACAGACUAUCUAUCCAUUUAGAAAAGUAGUGCAUGUAUAAUGAUUAUUUGUUAUAAAAAGAUUUAUUAAAAUAAAGUUGCCAUUCAGGAAAUACAUUUUGCCUAGCACUCAAAAUAGUUUUGCUCCUGAGAACAUGUGAUUUCCCUCCCUCCUCUGGUUUCAGUUCACUAGUUAGUUACAGAAGUGUCCAUAACACAUUUUAAACAGAGUCUGUGACAUCGAUAAUGUGCUGCGAACCGCCCUGAGAUCUACGGGCAUAAGGUAAAGGUACCCCGGACCAUUAGGUCCAGUUGCAGAUGACUCUGGGGUUGUGUGUUCAUCUCGCUCUAUAGGCCAAGGGAGCCUGUCUUUGUCCACAGACAGCUUCCAGGUCAUGUGGCCAGCAUGACUAAGCCACUUCUGGCGAAUCAGAGCAGCGUACGGAAACGCCAUUUACCUUCCCGCCAGAGCGGUACCUAUUUAUCUACUUGCACUGCAUGCUUUCGAACUGCUAGGUGGGCAGGAGCUGGGACCGAAAAACGAGAGCUCACCCUGUCACUGGGAUUCAAACUGCUGAUCUUCCGAUCGGCAAGCCCUAGGUUCUGUAAUUUAGACCACAGUGCCACCUGCGUCCCUGAUAAUGUGCUGUAUAAUAAUAAUAAUAAUAAUAGUAAGAAGAAGAAGAAGAAAAAGAAGAAGUAAUGAACAACAAAAGUCUUCCCUCCCCAGUGUCCACGUCAUUUUGUUAAAAUUUUAAUAUAUUCUGGAAAGAAAGAAAGAAUGCUUGUGGAAUGCCUUGAAUCUCUUAACCACAGUUAAGAAAUUGGAGAGUAUUCCGUAUGCAAUUUUACAAAGAAAAAGAAAAUGCUAACACAUUAAAAACAACAACAACACCCUCCUCUUCAGGAGCUCGUGCUUGGAGCUUGCAGCAGGGCCGGCCCUACUUAGGAAGUCCUAAGGGGAGUUUAUCACAGCCAGGUUUGUAUUUGUUGCCAAAUUUAAAUCACUGGUUUAUGCAUUGGCAUUCUUUGUUUAUUUUACAAGCAAAUGAAACUUGCACUCUGUAAGUUUAUGUACAUACUCUUGGCUGUUACAGAAAGUUGCCCCUCCCCAAGCUGGACAACACAACACAACUCCUGUAGCCCAGCAUUCUGCCACAGGUAUACCUUGGCUUGCUCUGUGCUGGAAUGCACAGAGAAAGGCCUCUAUUAUGAAGUAAACAUCAUGUCCAGAGUUUGGACAAGCUAUCUAGGAAGAAUUGUAUCUUGGGCUACACAUGCACUAGAUUUCAGCUUUGUGGGUGGUCUAGCAAUACUGUGAACAUUUUGAAAUACACCUAUAAGGUUGUCAUGUUCCAGUAAAAACAUAAAAGUCUAUUGUUGCAUCUGUAUGUGAUUUCUUAUGGCAUAAGCUUUUGUGUACUUAACCAGAUGCAUGGUAUCAUUUGGGUAGGGUGUGUGAGAGAGACUGAAAGAGAAAAUUGGAACAGAAAUGGCCUUGAAAUGCAAACUACUCAAAUUUUUUAGAUUGUUUGUGUCAAGUUUAAACUUUUGGGGUGGCCUGAGCAUCUUUAUAAAUUAAUAAAUUUAUAAUUUACCAUAUUGAAAAUAACUUCUAACGAUCCUCAACAAAUCUGAAUUAUAUAUAAAAAAAUCAUAGAUUAAAUAUACAGAUCUUGCAUACUUUGUAAAAACUUAGUUUUAUCAUCUUGGGAAAACAAGCAGUUAUUUGUUGUCUUACCCCUCCCCACAACUAAAUGACACAAAUAGGAAUGCCCUGCAUCAUUUAUGGAAGAUACUCAGGAUAUGAAAUUAGUAAAUCCCUAAAGGAAGAGAGUUCUAGUUCUAAAGGGAUGCAUCACUGAGAGUGCCUCCCUACACGCACGUCUCUGUUGUUUGGACGUGGUAUAUACAAAGUAUAUUUAAGAGGACGUUCUCAGCUGCUCUUGGAGACUACAACUUCUUUUCAGGUACACAGUGCCAAUUGGAAAGCUAAUGCAUUAGCUUAACUUCCUUCAAUAUUUCAUUGGCAAUGAUAUACUGUCAGUAUAAUUCUGCACCCACUCACCAUCACAUAAUUCUCUCUAGUCUUUGUCCACUCAGAAAAUGUGCAACAGGCCUAACACUGUGUAAAAUAGUAAAUAACAUUACUGCUUAUAGCAUUCUGAAGGCAUUUGCGAAGAAGCUUCAAGUAUGCUAUUCUAACACUGCAUUAAACCCAGUUUUGAUGUUGUAUAAAUUUCAGUUCUCCUUCAGCUGUUGUGCCUCAGUGUUCCUUUCCCUGUUAAGAAUGCAUUGUUUUAGUGACUCUGCUUUUCAAAUGUUUGUGAAACCUCAGUCUCUCCUUAAUGUGCAAAGUGUGGUUUGUGCUUGACCUUUGUGGAUUGACCUUUGUUAUUACCAAUUUUGGUUUGAAGGGAAAGCACAAACAAUAGUUUGGACAACUAGGCAAAUAUGAUUUGGCACAACCCCAAAAAGAAAGUGGAAUUUGCCCAUGCACAAGGGGCAUGGUUUGGCAUUGUGUCUGAACCAAGCAUUUCAGACAGUUGCUUUAUCUGUGUGUGUGUUUUUUAAAAGUGGGGUGGCUUAAACAACCUAAGAUGACCAUGGGGAUGAUGGAACAACUCCCCUAAGAGGAGAGGUUACAACAUUUGGGACUUCGGUUCAGAGAAAAGGCAGCAUGAUAGGGGUGUAUAAAAUUAUGCAUGGUGUAGAGAAGGUGAACACAGAGUUUUUUUAUUCCUCCCUCAUAAUACUGGAACUCAGAGACAUCCAGUGAAACUGUUGGAGACAGUAUGCCCUGAAUACCAGUUGCCAUUCAUGGCAGGUGGGAUGAAUGCUGUAGUGCUUAGGUCCUGUUUGCGGGCUUCCCUUGGGCAUCUGCUUAGGCACUCUUAAGAAGAAUGUUGGACUAGAUGGGCCUUUUGUCUGAUUCAGUAGACCCUUCUUGGGAUCUCACAUCCUUUAUAAACUUUUGUAUCAAUAAACACUUUAUUUUAAAUCAUCCCACCAUUUAUUUCACUCUCUCAUUUGCUCAGAUCAUAUUCAUUAUGUUUCUCUCUGCAUCUUGGUCUUCUUAGGGCUACUUGUGGGAACCUUGGAUGUGGUUUUGGAUUCAAGUGCUAGGGUUGCUCCUUACAGAAUUUUACAUCAGACACAGGAUUCUCAAAUCUAUUGGGCAGUGGCAUGUGGUGAGUAAAUACCAUUCUAUAACAAAUAAAUUCUGCCAGUGUAUGAUUGCUGUCCCCCACAGCCAGCUUUUAAAUGCUCUUUAACUAAAAUAUCCUCAAAAGGAUUUUUGAGCAGUUCAAGUGCUCUUCAGAGGCACAUUCUGAAAAGUUUAGAAAAAUCUGGGUGUACAUGUAGACCAGGGGUCAACAACCUUUUUCAGCCAUGGGCCGGUCCACCGUCCCUCAGACCAUGUGGGGGGCGGACUAUAUUUUGAAAAAAUAAUAAUGAAUGAAUUCCUAUGGCCCACAAAUUACCCAGAGAUGCAUUUUAAAUAGAAGCACACAUUCUACUCAUGUAAAAACACCAGGCAGGCCCCACAAAUAACCCAGAGAUGCAUUUUAAAUAAAAGGACACAUUCUACUCAUGUAAAAACACGCUGAUUCCCGGACUGUCCGUGGGAUUGAGAAGGCGAUUGGGCCGCAUCCAGCCCCUGGGCCUUAGGUUGCCUACCCCUGAUGUAGACCAUGGUUGCAAAUCUGGAUUAUGGCCAUUUUACUCAAAGUUUUAAUCCAAUAUUCUAUAAUUGUAUCAGGUGGAGUAGAAAAAAAAACCUCAUUGUCCAGGAUCUGUUCAAAACCAAUUGGCUGAUAGCAAGCAAAUUUGUGUGAAGUAGAGGGUGGGCUGGCAGGGAGCUAGCAGAGGUAUAUUAAGUAAAUACUGGCUAUCUAAUUUAACCAGUAGUAGAAAGUAUUAAAUAUAAGGAAUAGAAGGUUGAAGUUUGCUUUUAAGUGGCGAAGUUACAGUUAAACCAUAAAAGAACAACGCCUCCCACCCCACCCCAAAAAUACAGACAGAGAAACGGCAGGAAGCAUGAUUACCAUAAUCCUUCAAAAAAUCUGGGAGAAGAGUUUGUCUUAGCCUGGUGCUAAAAGGAUGUUGAUGCUGGUGCCAGGCAGGCUUUACAGAAGAGAGCAUUCAAUAAAUUGGAGGGAGGGUAAUUGAAAUGCCUGCUCCCUUGUCACCACUCACUGAACCUUUCUCAUAGAGGGCACCUGGAGAAAAGCUUCAGAUGCAGUAUGUACGGUAUGUUCCAAUCAGGAGAUGUGUUCUGUUAGAUAUUGGUGUCUUGACCUGUAUAUGGCUUUGUAUGUUAAAACCAGCACUUUGAAUUGAGCUUCAAAAAAUAUACGUAGCCACUGUCAUUUUGCCAGAACUGGUGAUGUGGUCAGAUAGCUACAUGUGCGUCAGCAGCCUCGCUGCUGCAUUAUGCACCAGCUGCAGUUUCCUAGCCAUCGUCAGAGGCAGCCCCACAUAUACCACAUUGUAGUAAUCUAAUCUAGAGGUUUCUAGAUUACAGAUUACUGACACUGGAUUAUCCCUUUCCAUGGAAGGAACAUAGCUAGACUGCCAAGCCAAAAGCUGGUAGAAGACACUCCAUGCUUCUGUCCCCAGUGAUAGUAGUGGAUCCAAGAGAACCCCCAAACUAUUGACCUGCUCCUUAUAGUAGCUGUUAUCUGAUUGUUUCUGAAUUUCUCCUUAGGUUCAUCACGUAAGGAAAUAACAAAACACUGGGAAUGGCUAGAAAAUAACCUGCUUCAGACACUUUCUAUCUUUGACAAUGAAGAAGAUAUCACUACCUUUGUCAAGGGCAAAAUACAUGUAAGUGGCACCUAUUUGUCAUGGAACUUUUCCUGUUUUUUAGCAACAGAAUGGCAAUCCAUAAGAACUAUGGGCUGUGAAUUGCUACAUAAAGCUGGAUGUAGGACAAAUAUUUGCCAUAUGCUAUGAGGAAGGGAUGAAAGAGCCACCUAUCUAGAGUGUUUUCGUUUCACCUGGAACAAUAAAAUAGGCUGGCUAGUUUAACAUUCUACCAUAUAGUUAAAGAUCAACACUAUGAUUGUGCUUGAGCCAAGGUUCAGUUUGAACAGACUUCCAUAUAUUUUCAUCUAUCCUUGCUUCUGCAAAGAUAUGUACGCUGUUGCUUCCUUUCCAUCUGGAAGUAUUUUUUCUGCCUUCCAUUGCAGUUGUACGCCUUCACCGCGUGCAUGAUUUUCUUUACAGUAGGUUUGGCACUUGAGGCUUAAACCAGUGCUCUCAUUAGACAUGGCGAGCUCUUUCUCUUAGUGAGACAUUGCGGCCCCAGAGGGUGCUACUUUAAACGUGUUAAACUUUACUGCACUGAAAUUCUUAAGAAGCUUUUGCACAAUGACAGCACAGGCACUCGCUAGGUCACACAUGGGGAGCAAUGGGGCUCAACAUGCUGAUGGAAGAGGCACUGUCUCAAAGUGCACCAUGCUUUCAGCCAGGCCUGAUUUAAAACUUUGCAUGCAGUCAGCGUAAAACAAAUAAUCAUAAACAAAUUUUGAAGGAAGUUCACACAACAUUGGGUGCCUUGUCACAAAUGUUACUGGCAGUAUUCAGUAUGCACAUGUGCAUUGGCACAACCACUCAACAAGCACAGUAGUCGUGGAUGAGCUAUCACAUAUUUCAGAGUACAGUGCAGAGAUAUAUAUAUAUAUAGAUAUAUAUUCAGUCUUUCGAUCAGGCGUGAGGAACCCCUGGCCCUCCAGAUGCCGCCCAAUGACAGACAUUGAACUUUGAGUGUUUGGAAAUUGUAUUAUAUCCACCCAGAAGCAUAACCUCAAGUGGUACACUUGUCAGCUGUGCAUAGCAAAUAAAUAAUGCAACAAAGAAAUGUAGAGGCCAUUAUGUUUUCAUCUGCUACUUUUGCUACUCCUUCCUGCAGGGCAUUAUUGCUGAAGAAAAUAAGAAUCAGCAGCCUCAGGGGGAAGAAGAUCCUGGUAAAUUUAAAGAAGCUGAACUGAAGAUGCGUAAACAGUUCGGAAUGCCUGAAGUAGAGAAACUAGUGAAUUACUAUUCCUGCAGCUAUUGGAAAGGGCGUGUCCCUAGGCAAGGCUGGCUGUAUCUGACUGUUAAUCACCUUUGUUUCUAUUCUUUCCUUUUAGGCAAAGAAGGUAAGUGGUCAGCUGCUUAUUUUUUUUUGUCCAACACUUCUAACUGCCCUUUUUAAAGGUGGUUUUAUAUCUGAUUGUAUAUCCAUAUUGUCUUAAUAGUGAGCCCCAGUUGGGGCAGUGGAAGAAAUUGGCACUCCAGAAGGGAGGGGAGGUUGCACUCCUGUUUGUUUGUUUUUUAGUGAUAUUUAAGCAAUCAGCAGCCCUACGUCCAUGCUGCAGCCCCCAAAUUUUAUUUGAACAACAUUUGUAAAAUAUUUUGCAGGGCUUCCUUCCCAGUCUUUUUUCUUUCUGCUUAAGUACUUCACUGAAUCAAGCCAUAAUUAAAAAAAGAAAAACAGAUAGGCUUCAAAUCUGUUGUGUUCUAAUUUGUUUAAAAUGUCUGUUAGAAAUCUGGUAGUAAUUGUUGCUUUGCGUUUGCAUGUUUCCCUAGUGACCUUAAUAGUCCAGUGGGUAGAUGUAACCCAGCUGGAGAAGAAUGCCACCCUUCUAUUCCCUGAAUGCAUCAAAGUGAGUACCAGGGACAGUGAGCUCUACUUCUCUAUGUUCCUCAACAUCAACGAGACCUUCAAGUUAAUGGAACAGCUGGCUAACAUUGCCAUGCGGCAACUAUUUGAUAAUAAAGGGUAUGUGGAGGACAUGUUGCUUCCUAAGCCCAGCAAGCCUCUCAAAAAUAUUUCAGCACUCAAAAGGUAUGUCUGUCUGUCUUUCUGUCCAUCUCCCUCCCUCUCCUGCUACACUCACACACACCUUGGCACGAGGAAUAAUUUUAAGAAUAGUUAAAUAUGUCCUUGGACUAGAUUGUAUCAUUGUGUCUGGAAAUCACAAAAACAUAAACCAUGUGGAUUAAGUUUUCCAGAAAUUUAGGUUUUAUAUUGGACAGCUUUCAGCCCCUUCCCAUGGAUCCUAUUUACAUUUAUUGAACCUACUAAGUGAUUCAGGAACCUUUGACUUGUACUGGACAUGGAAAAUAGACUGUAGAAAAAUUAAUAUUUGUGAAGUUGUUCUCUUGGUGUCAUUCCAAUGGAAGGAUAUUAGUUUUCUGAUUGUAUACUAUGGGCUUGCACUAAUUCAUCAUAGGGCUGUGUUCCUCCUCAUCUCAACCACUCUAGUGUGUAAUUUCAUAAGAUCUCGGUAGACCAGCCCAUUAUGGAGAAUGGGUGUUUUUGUGCAUCUCCCCAUCCAUUCUUUUGUUCAGGUAGUGCUGGGAGGGCUGGAUGGCAUGUUAGAAGCAUGAACAGACCUCCCAUUCUGUAGCAGUUUGGGGUGCUGAGUGUCUCCAUGUACACAGAAGUAGGGAAGAAAAAGGUAUACCCUUAUACCCUGUGGGGAUCCCUUGUGGGUACUGAACUUUUGUUGGACUAGAUCCACCAUCUUUGACACUGAAGUUGACAAAACGUAUUUUCCUUUUAUUUGAGCAUUAUUUUUGUCAUCGCCUGCAUUUUUUCACAAUUUAUGUAUUAAUUUAUAUAUAGAAAUAGUUGUAUACCACCAUCUCAUAAAAUGUCAGGGUGUUGUACAGCAAUGUACUGGUUCUUCUCACCACAAAAGAUAUUAUAGAGCUGUAAAAGGUUAAGAAAAGGACAACCAAACGAUUAUGGGGAUGAAAAGUAUUUAUCAUCACUAGAGAUUUUUGCCUCUCAAUACUCAGGCCUAACUUUGUGUUUGAUGGAAAUAGAAUCUUGAGUGAGCUGCAUUGAAAUGGGGCAUUUCCUGUAAUGGUUGGAUAGUGGAAUGUAUUAUUUUCCUACUUAGUAUCUGUGUGUAUUAUCAUUUUUCUUCAGAGAUUUGGAUGCUCGAGCCAAAAAUGAAUGGUACCGUGCUUCAUUUCGACUUCCUAAGGAUGAACGUCUUGAUGGGCAUACAGAUUGUACUUUGUGGACCCCAUUCAACAAAAUUCACAUUCCUGGACAGAUGUUUGUUUCCAACAACUAUAUUUGUUUUGCUAGCAAGGCAGAGGAGGCUUGCCAUCUCAUAAUACCACUCAGGGAGGUGAGACACUGUUUCUUAAGGAUGAAUUGUCUUAGUAUCUCAUUGUUACUCAGUUACAUGCUUAUUCAAUUUUUUCAGGAAAUAUUUGAAGGUUUGUUUUUUGAGUGUUAGUAGAUUGGCCUAUUGGUUAAAUAAUUUUCUAGGCUGAUGGCAACAAGAUCCGGUUAUAUUUUUCAGCUGCGGCUAUAUUUUGAGAUGGGAGCUGAUAGGAAUUCUGUGGCCACUGUUUGAAGAAGCAGUUUUAUAUACACAAUAGAGAGUCAAACACAUCCAAGGGCUCCCUCUCCACUUUUGUCAGAGCAGCUUCCAAAGUCAAAGAACCAAACCAUUUUUUGGUUUAGCGUGAGAACCGUCUGAAGAAGAAGAAGAAGAGUUUGGAUUUGAUAUCCCGCCUUUCACUCCCUUUAAGGAGUCUCAAAGCGGCUAACAUUCUCCUUUCCCUUCCUCCCCCACAACAAACACUCUGUGAGGUGAGUGGGGCUGAGAGACUUCAAGGAAGUGUGACUGGCCCAAGGUCACCCAGCAGCUGCAUGUGGAGGAGCGGGGAAUCGAACCCGGUUCCCCAGAUUACAAGACUACCGCUCUCAACCACUACACCACACUGGCUCUCUGAAAUAAAGCAGGUGUUUCAGAAAUGUGGAACUUAAGUAGAAUAGCCUUUCUUUAUCACACUUCUUGCAGCAUUUCAGUUUUCUAUGUUUCACAUGCACUGUGGCAUCUACCUGUACAGAAAAAAACUCAGUGUCUUCAGGAAUAUCUUGACAGCAUUCACCUCCAUAUGUAUCAAUUAUGGAGCUGUUAAUAAAAUAACUGAAAUAGUUGUGAAUAAUCUAUUAAAAGUUAAAUUUAGAAGUUAUGUUAAUACAGAGGAACCUGAUACACCCAAAUGAUCCCCAUGUAUAUUCUCUAGGUCACAAUUGUUGAAAAAGCUGACAGUUCCAGUGUACUGCCUAGCCCACUGUCCAUCAGUACCAAAAGCAAAAUGACCUUCCUUUUUGCUAACCUGAAAGACCGUGAUUUCCUGGUGCAGAGAAUCUCUGACUUCCUGCAGAAAACUCCAUCCAAACAAUCAUGUAACAAUGGAGGAGGACGGAAGAAGAGCUGUGGUGACAAUGCACACGAGGUAUGAGAACUGAGCAUUGAAAAGCCCCUGCUAUUAUUGCAUCAUGGUCAUGGCAAAUUUCAAAUAUGUUUUGACAUGUGGUCUCUUCAGAUAGCCCCUCUUUCUAAAGCUAGAUGCUUGAACCCUGGUGCUUCAUUUGCUUACAGUGGCCAUGUUCAGGUGCAGCACUAAACCAUAGCCCAUAGUUAAGCAAAUUAGUUUUUGCAUGCAACUUGAGCUCUUCCACUAAACUCCUACCUUUAUCGGCAGGGAAUCAAACCACAAAGUAGAUGGUUUAGUGUUAUUUCUGAACCAGUACUUGUAGUUUGUUUGGAGAAAACAAACAAACAAUGAGUACUGAUUUAGACAUCUGCUUCAUUUCCAUUUGGUGGAAAGGGAAAAUGGCUUAGAGUUGUGGCCAGUGACCCACAAUGGAAGGACACUGGGUGUUUUUUUUAACUUUAUCCAAAAGAUUUGGGAAAUUAUCUACUUAUUUAGUCAGAUAUGACCUAUAUUCUCAAUAUUGAGAUGAAAUUGAGAUGAGAGUUUUAUUUUUAUCCUGUGAGGAGUUCUUGUUAGAGAGAAAGCAUUUUCUCAAUGAUACAAGGUUACUAUUAGUCUAAGGGAAAAUGGAUGAGGCAGCACUGACUGCCUCAGAUGUGAGAAUGAGGAAGAAAGUGGUUGGGAACUCUGACUAAGGAAAGCUGAGAUCAUAGCUUAGUGAUAGAGCAGAUGUUUGCAUGCUGAAGGUUUUCCCGAGGUGCCCUGCCUCACUGUUAGUUUAAUAUACCCCUUCAUGUCUUGACGUAUAAAGUUUCACUCGUCAUGUGACUGUGCCAUGUAAGGGCAUGUGCAAGUCCAACAGAGGGAGUCAGCAGUAGCAUACCCUAGCUGUCCUCCUUUCUUCUGUUGAGAGAUAGACUUAUAUCAAAAUACUUACCUAUCAUAGGCAAUGAAGAUAAGCAGAUGCCUAACUACACCUGACCCCUUUUGCACACAACUAACAGAGAUGCAUCUGUUUGGCCAUCAGGUAGUUCUGGGGAAAAUGGGAGCAGCUUCCCCCAAAGCACGAUGCCUACCAAAAAUCAAGAGAUGCUAGCAUUAUUAAAAUAAAACGGGGGCUAGAAGGACAGAUAGUCUGAGCUGGUAUAAAGUGACUUAUUGUGUUUGCCCUUAAUGAUUUUCUUACCUGAGAUAAUCUCCCUGUAGGGGAGGAAAAUGUACACCAUAGCUUGUGUGGCAUGUGUGUUGAUUUGGCUGUGAAUGCACAAGUUAGGUGGCCAGUUCAUCCUGUCGAUCCUGGAUGUGUCUGGUGGUGUAGGUGUAUAUAAAUUAUUGGUCUUCUGUUCCAUUUUGUUUAAUGGUUCCACCCUUCCUCAUAUACUUGGUUCAUGAGAUGGUAUGCUUAAUGGUUACUUCUUAGUUCAGUGCUGUUUGCUCAGAGCUACACACUGAGUGAGCUACCUAAGUGCCCUGGAUUCUAUCCAGCAUGUUCUGCUUUUAUCAGAGAAAAAUGAUGCAUCAUACCAUGCUAGUCUUAAGGGAAAGCAGAUUAGGCAGCACUUGACUGCCUCGGAUGCUGAGCAAAGGGGAAAGUGGCUGAGAACUCUGGCUAAAUUCUCUAGGAGCAACGUCAUCAAUGAUGGUUUUCCACAUGGGAUAAUGGGCUCAUAAUUCACUGUCAUUCCGCUAGUGAACCAAAUGACAGGGAUGAGGACUCAGUUAAUGAACAGUGUUGUGUGAUGGCUUCGGUGUCGGGAGGCAUAAAGAAAGAUGAACGUCAGAAGCAAGUGGGUAGAGGAACACAUAUGAGGGGUGUAAAUCUCUGCAUAUUGGUAAAGCUGGCUGAAAUUUUUUUUUUUAAGCAUCCAGGACCAACAGGCUAGUGAAAAUGUAAAAUGAGCUGGUCACUGUUCCCACCAUAACUGAUUGGUAGACUUACUCAGUGACAUUUCAUAUUGGUUGAGACGGUGGAACAGCACUUUAUAUUCAUAAUGCUGAUCAAUAAUUUGGGCAUCUCCUCAAGCAUUGAUAAGCCUGUUGGUCAGUAUCAUCAGGCUCCAUCUGACUGUUGUUGUAGUGGUAAGCUUAUUGGUCAUUACCACUCAGUGCUGCUUCACAUACUGCCUUUUUGAGGCAUAUGCAUAAUAAUGUGCUGUAUGCUGAGACAUAAACGUUUGGAAACACAUCUAUAAAUUUGGGAAAGUGGUUUGUCCAUUUGUUCUCUUGACAUCUGGUCAUCUCUUGAGAAGUCACCAAAUUUGGCACCAGGGUUUCCAGGGUGGGGGUGCCAUUCAUCAGUGUUUGUAUGCUGGCUGCCAUUUUGAAUCAAUAUGUGAACCAAAACGUGACAUGAGCGUGACUUUGUUUUUUGGCAUAGGUUUGGCUGCCUUUCAAUAAAUCAUCAACAAAGUUGGCACAAAGGUUCCAAAGGUGGGGCAGCAGACUUCAUUGCCAUUUGGACACUGGGUGCCAUUUUGAAACAAGAUUGCAGACUGAAAUGUCACUUUGGUGUGACUUCGUCCAUUUUUUGACAUAGUUUCAACCGCCUCUUGAGAUACGGUCACUAAGCUCAGCAAUAGGGUUCUUGGGGUGGGGUUCUAUGUUGAUGUUUGGGUGCCAGGUGCCAUUUUGAAUUAAGAUGGUGGACCAAAACGUGACUUUUGAUUUCACUUCACCUGAUAUUUGCCAUAACAGAUCCAAAUCCACAAAUUUCACUAUCCAUUUUAAAAUCACAGUAUUUUUUGGUUUCUAAAAAAUUAGCUGGGCACUUCCCACUAAUGAUUUAGACAGGGGCCAUAGCUUCCUAACAGGUAAAGGUAAAGGGACCCCUGACCAUUAGGUCCAAUCGUGACUGACUCUGGGGUUGCGGCGCUCAUCUCACUUUAUUGGCUGAGGGAGCCGGCGUACAGCUUAUGGGUCAUGUGGCCAGCAUGACUAAGCCACUUCUGGCGAACCAGAGCAGCACACGGAAAUGCCGUUUACCUUCCUGUCGGAGUGGUACCUAUUUUAUCUACUUGCACUUUGAGGUGCUUUCAAACUGCUAGGUUGGCAGGAGCUGGGACCGAGCAAUGGGAGCUCACCCCAUUGCAGGGAUUUGAACCGCCGACCUGAUUGGCAAGUCCUAGGCUCUGUGGUUUAACCCACAGUGCCACCCGCGUCCCUUGUUAUUAGUGACCUUCCUGUACAUCAUAGAUGGCCACCUCAGUGAAGAAUCAAAAACAGAUGAAUUGAAAUGCACUAACAGUGGUCUCUAAUGUACCUAUAUUAUAAAGCCUUGGAACACCUUUUAGUCACACUAAAUGCCAUUUAAAUUGCAAUGGAAGCCUGUUUGCUCCUUUAUAAUUUUCAGUUUGUACAUUUUUAAGGAAAUUUCAGAGCUGUCUCCCAGCAGCCCACUUGCAGCCAGCCCUGUCUCACCUCUCAACAAUCAGCUGGCCAAUUUGUGCACAGAUGAAGUACCAACAGCAUCCCAGGGACUGCUUAAACUGUUCGGGAACAACACUGAGGAGCUCGUUGGACCAAAAGGGGUAAGUCACCAACUCUUUUAUUGGGGGAGGGGGGUGUUAAUAGUUCUAAAACUAGUACAAUAAAAUCCUCUAUAAAACCAUAUGUAUUGAGGGGGGGUCAGUCAGAUUUAAUUUGCAAAAAAAGAAUUCAAAAGAUGUUCAUCUAUGCAUUAAAGACAUGGGUAAUAUUUUUUAACAAUAGCUGUACCUAUUUUUUGUAUGGCUCAACCUUAAGGCCUUUGGCAAUAAAUUUGAAAGAAGAAAGACCAGGCACAAAAAAACUAAGGCAUGUACACCAAGGAGGGAAAUCUUAAGCAAGACCCCAUUUAGUGACCUUCAGGAUUCACAUGGAUAGGUUUUUAAAUACUUUUUAGCUUAAGACCAACAUCUUGCAUUGGGCCUGGAAGCCAAUGGCAAAAGUUGGUUCCUAGUGCUUCUGUUCCAUAAAAGUCUGUUGGGGCACUACAUUGGGGAGAUGAUGCAUUGCCUUGUAUUAUAAAAGUAGAUAUGUGAGAAAGUAAUUGGGUUGAUCAUAUUAUUUUGUCUUGUGAAUGCUAAUCCAUUCAGGCAUGCCUGUACUAAUCCUUAGGUAUCCAAAAAUGGUACUCUCUGAACACAGCAAUAAUACACCAUAUAACUAUGCUAGAGAUUGAGUCCCAACUUAAUUUUGCUGAGUGUAUAUUAAAGCAGAUAGUCCGUGAGAUGUGCUGCCUUGGUGCCUAUUCUGUUUUUAAAACAAAACAAAACUGCCCGUUGAGAGUGGAGCUAUUUGAUAUCUUGUUUCAUCUUGCACAUUUCUAUUACAAUAUCUUUGCCAGUUACUAUAAGAGAUCGAUGUUACUAGAUUAUUUAUAGAGCAAAGUUUGCUGUGUAAGAGUGGAAAGAAAAUCCCAGGGUUUGGUCAUCUGAAGUUUCCAGUAUUGUGAUCACAGUAAUGGUUUCUUUAGGCAAAGGAGACGAUGAAAGAGGAGUCAUGGAACAUUCAUUUUUUUGAGUAUGGGAGAGGAAUGUGUAUGUAUCGCACAGCCAAGACCCGUGAACUGGUGCUAAAAGGGAUUCCAGAGAAUCUUCGUGCAGAGCUAUGGCUCCUAUUUUCAGGUGAGACAUUAUAUGCUCAACAGGUUUCCCUUUUAAUGGAAAUAGAAGUUUUUCAGUUAAUCUUUGUGGGCUACUUCCACUGUUACAAUGUAGGGGUUCCCAAAGCUGGAAGUGACCUCAAGAAUCAUCUAUAAUUCCUUCCAAUGGUCCAGGCAUGGGGAACACUUCACCCUCCUGAUGUUGCUGGUCUGCAGUUCCCAUCAUUGCUGACCAAUGACAAUGUUGGCUGAAGCUGAAGGGAGCUGGAGUCUGACAGCACCUGCUGUUCCCCAUCCCUGCAUUUGUCCUGACCAGUGGUGGCCCAUGUUGAGUUUUCUUCCCUUGAAAGAUUAAUGGAGAGAUCACAUGCAUGGAUUGCAGGAUAGCUGACAUGAGUUUAAAAAUGAUUUCUAAAUACACAUAUAACAGCAUUAUGUCAUGCAUUUAGUCCAUGGUCUAGCACAGCCACAAGGAAUUGAAAGUGACUAGUUUUUGUGUGCGUCACUGCAGGAGCCUGGAACGAGAUGGCUACUCACCCUGGAUAUUAUGCAGACUUGGUGGAACAGUCACUGGGAAAGUAUAGCCUUGCUACAGAGGAAAUAGAACGAGACUUACAUCGAUCAAUGCCAGAGCACCCUGCCUUCCAGAAUGAGCUGGGGAUUGCUGCACUUCGAAGAGUACUGACAGCAUAUGCUUUUCGGAAUCCCACAAUUGGCUACUGCCAGGUAAGAGAGUGGUGGUCAAGGAUUAGCUUGCAGUUUGGCACUUCACAUCCAAGUCCAAUUAAAUUUCAUAUUAGAGCUCUAGCUACCUGUCGGUACGAAUGCUGCCAGUAGUGUGAGAGACUCCCUAGUCCUGAAUGGAGUAACUGUGUCCCUGAAAGACCAGGUGCGCAUCCUGGGAAUCAUUUUUUAUUCACAGCUGUCCAUGGAGGCGCAGGUCAAUUCUGUGUCCAGGGCAGCUGUCUACCAGCUCCAUCUGGUACGCAGGCUGAGACCCUAUCUGCCCACAAACUGUCUUGCCAGAGUGGUGCAUGCUCUAGUUAUCUCCCACUUGGACUACUGUAAUGCGCUCUACGUGGGGCUACCUUUGAAGGUGACCUGGAAACUACAGCUCAUCCAGAAUGCGGCAGCUAGACUGGUAACCGGGAGUGGCCGCUGGGACCAUAUAACCUAAAGGAUCUUUAUUGGCUCCCAGUACAUUUCCAAGCACAGUUCAAAGUUUAAAGCCCUAAACAGCCUCGGUCCAGUAUACUUGAAGAAGCGUCUCCACCCCAUCGUUCAGCCCAGACACUGAGAUCCUCCUCUGAGGGUAUUCUAUUGGUUCCCUCACUGCGAGAAGUGAGUUUACAGGGAACCAGGCAGAGGGCCUUCUUGGUAGUGGCGCCCUUCCUGUGGAACACCCUCCCUUCAGAUGUCAAGGAGAUAAAGAAGUAUAUACCUUUUAGAAGACAUCUAAAGGCAGCCCUAUAUCAGGAAUUUUUUUAAUUUUUGAUGCUUUAUUAUGCUUUAUGUAGUCUGUAAGCCGCCCAGAGUGGCUGGGGAAACCCAUCCAGAUGGUGGGGUAUAAAUAAUAAAAUUAUCAUGCAUAGCCCUAAGCACCACUCAAGGUUGAGCACAACCAGGGCUGAUGGCUCUGCCUAGUCUGAUGGAAUGCCCCCGUCUUCCCGCUGUAGAAUUUCCAGGAGCUUUUAUGGAAGGGGGGGUGAAGCAUCCUUCCUUCCCACUCCACCUGCUAAAUGUCAUUAUUUCUAAUAAAAGCACUAAUACUAGUUACUUGAAGCAAAGAUGUGGUUCUGAGCUGUAAAAUCUUUUAUUCGAGUUAUCUCAUUUAUCAUUUGUGUCUUAUGCUUUGACAAACUAAAAUAUAAUAACUGAUUGCUGCCCUAAACGAGCUUCUCACCUAGUGUGGAUUAUUAUUAUUCUCCUUUUGCAUGCCCACUUCCUCUCAGGCCAUGAACAUUGUGACAUCGGUACUGCUUCUGUACUGUAAUGAAGAAGAAGCUUUCUGGCUCCUUGUGGCCCUGUGUGAGAGGAUGCUGCCAGAUUAUUAUAACACCAGAGUGGUUGGUAAGUCUUCCAGUUAACCUUAAAAGCUAGAAUUUGUUUUUACAGAGCAAUUCAUUGGAUAGGUAGGUUAUUUUGUCCUUAGAACAGGAGGUGUGCGUUGGAAGCCUUGGCCUCAUAAAACCAGGUUUUGAAUAUAUUCUUUAAAUUAUAGGGUGAUAUCUGAUUUUGUGUGAGCAUACAGGAGGGCAGAGUGCAAGAGAAAGCCUGCUUCAUUGUUGAUGGCUGCUACUAAAUAUCCAUACAGUUGAGAAAAAGCUGAACGAGUCAGUUCAAUCACCUGUCAUAAUACAAGAUACCUUGAAAAAGACAAAUCACUUGCCUGUCUAGUCUUUGAUUAAAAAUCUUCAAGGACAGAAGUUCUGGUAUCUUCCUAACCACUAUGUUUGAUUCCUAAUUUCUCUUGUGUGGAUUUUUUUUGAAAAAAAGUUUAAUCUGCUAUUGACUUUAUGUAAUUUUAUAUCCGCUACAUUCAAUCCUAUCCUUAGCAGAUAGAAUAAAUAAAUAUACUCCCUUAAAUCAAUUCAAAUAUUCUAAAACUGUCAAUAUAUUAGCAUCUCCUCUCUAGCUCCUCCCCAGUUUCUUUAGCUUUUGCCUGCUUGAGCAAAAUGUGCUCUUCCACUGAACUGAGCAAUACCAUUGCUUCACAAGUCUGAAAUUGAUAUCAUCUUCUCAAAAUAAUUCAGAAACUAGAGUUAUUAAUAAUUAAAUGCCCAAAAUGAUUGAGGUUGGCAGGUACUGCCAGGGAAUAUCAGCAGGACUGGUGAAGGAAUAGAGAAUUGAUUGAAGGUUUUCUGAAAUGUUAAAAUACAUAUUUGACUGAGUGAGAACAAUAUAAUAGGUACUGGGCUGCAGUGAGACCUUUACUAAGGCUUCAGAAAUUUAAACUAAAUAUAGAUUCCUUAUAUUUAAUUUAUAUAUGGAAUUGUUUAAUUGUAUAUGAGCAUACUGCUGAGUCUCCCAACAGGUUGUGUUUUGCUCUGAAAGGCAUGGAAGGUUCAGUCAUUUCAGUAAAGACACAUAACAUUCAUUUUAAAUUUAGUAUAGUGCUUAUCCUUUAAAGAAGCUAAUAAGGGAUAUUUCACACAGUAAUACUUAACACUCAGUGAUUGCUACAUGAGGUAAUGAUGUCCCAUGAGUAAAACAGCCAUUGUAACCUAAAUAUUGCAGUCAGAAGGUUGUAUCCAGUGGACUUCCACUUGCGCAGUGAGACUUCCUCAUUCUCUCCUUCCCAUUUCAGGCCCCAUGCACCCUACAGAACCGUUCUGUUGGGCUUUCAGAUUUCAUUUCAUCACUUCCUCAAGCACAAUAAUUUUUAGUGGACGGCUGCUCCCUCACAAUAUUCCUUUGCAAGCCAAGUGGUGAAUGUACAGGUGGCUUCACCCUAAGGCAAAUCAGUUAUUCUCUGCACUUUUGUUUUGCUGUAGGUUUACCUCAGCCCCUUGUCUGUAAUGUUGAGUCUAUGCUACACUUCCAGUUCCAUGUUGCAGAUAACUCUCUCUCUCUCUCUCUCUCUUUCCUGUUCAGGUGCCUUGGUAGACCAGGGCAUCUUUGAGGAGCUCACACGGGACUGUCUUCCCCAGCUAUCUGAGAAGAUGCAAGACCUGGGAGUCAUUUCCAGCAUAUCACUUUCUUGGUUCCUCACACUCUUUCUCAGUGUCAUGCCUUUUGAAAGUGCUGUGGUCAUUGUUGACUGUUUCUUCUACGAAGGCAUCAAGGUCAUCUUGCAGGUAUCUCUGGCCAUCCUGGAUGCCAACAUGGAGAAGCUGCUUAACUGCUGUGAUGAAGGCGAGGCCAUGACUGUCUUGGGCAGGUAGCCUCAUUUUUCUGUUUCACAAUGAAAUGAAUGGUAAUGGAUAUGGUAAUAGCUACCAUUAAUUCUUCCUUCUUAUCCCUGGCUAGUGACUGAAGCUUCUUGCUUUUCACUUGGCAGGGACCAGUUAUUACAAGGAUAAUAAUAAAAAGCCAUUUGCUCAAAGCCAUGUUUCAGUGUGUUGUGAGAUAUGCCCACCGUAGGUAGUGAAGCCCAGAAAGAUUUAUUGUAACUGCAAGAUCCGUUUAGCCAAAAUAGAUAAUUUGUGGCUAAAUUUAUAAGUACCAUAUUUUUCCGUGUAUAAGACGCCCCCCUGUAUAAGAUGCCCCCUAUUUUGGGGGACUUCAAAUUAAGAAAACACCCCUCAGCACUAUCUGUGUAUAAGAUGAACCCCAAUUUUAAACCUAAUUUUUUGGUUAAAAAAACCCCAGUCUUAUACAUGGAAAAAUACGGUAAUUUAUGGAUAAAUUAAUAGAAAUGUAACUAGGAAAUCUGGUUUCCAUGAAAGAGGCUAGUGAAAUCUCUUUCAGCCAGGAGCAUGUGGGCUAGCAGGGGUCAGAAAUGAACAAUCACAGUGCUGACUUUGAUCAUCGUAAUGAAGUCUUUCAAGAAGGGUUUGCUUCAGAUAGCAACUCAGUUCUGCUGGAACCAGCUGUUACCCAGCCUAUCCUGUCUUGGAGUAGAUUCCAAUAGCAACCAGCCAUCUUAUGAGACAGGUGCAGGGAACAUUUUGGCCCUCCAAAAGCUGCUAAAGUACAAUUCCCAUCAGCCUCAGCAAACAUGACAAGCUUGACCAAAGGCCAAGGAAAAGGGAUUUGUAGUUCAACAACAUCUGGAGUGCCAAAGGUUCCUCACACAUGUUAAAAGAUAAACAGUGAGUCAGUGGGUUUACUUGUACAAGGGUCAGCUGCCUUCCUGCUCUUCCCCUCCUUUGAAUGAGUGACCAGCUACUCCCCAGCUAACAGGAGGAGAGGGUUGAGACAGUGAAGACUGCUGCUGAGCAGAAGCCAUUUGCAACUGCCAGAAGAAAGAGGGGAGGUUGUGAGGACUUCCUGCUUUGAUCAUUCAUAUUUUAUUCUAGUUUUUGCAUGUUGCCUUGAGUUUUUCUGCUGAAAAAGGAAAGCUGUAGAUAGAUAUGAUACAUAUGACACAUACAUAAACAAAAUACAUUUUCCUGUUAAUGGUUGUUAUUCAACCUUUAUAGUAUGUUCAUUUGGUUUCUUGUAGCAUAUAAAUGAUUUGUACAGAGAUUGAAUCAGAAGUAAUGAGAAUUAAUCAUCAGUGGAAUUAUGCAGGCUAGGUAGAACUAUAUAAACUAUUCAGAAUGGUAACCCUAAACUUGGGUUAUGCAUUAAUCCCAGGUUCUGUCUUUUACUUUUGGUUUUCCUGUAGGUACCUGGACAACGUAGUUAAUCGACAAAAUGUUUUCCCACGUAUUCCCCACCUCCAUGCCUUAUUGACAAGUGGGGAUGAUCCACCAGAUGAAAUUGAUAUCUUUGAACUUAUAAAAACAGCCUAUGAGGUCAAGUGCUGUCUUAUUUUUUCCCUCCUUUUUAUUUAAAUACCUUACCAGACUUGUAUUCCUUGUUAAACUCCACACCCACCCACCCCCUUUUUCUCCUUCAUGCUGCUUUUAAUCUUGGGUUGUUCAGGGUAAUUAUUUAAAAGAUGGGAUUACUAUUAUUUUUAUCUUUGUGUUUGUUUUUAUAUUUUGGAAACUACUUUGACUCCUUUGAAGGGGGAAAGUGGGAUAUAAAAUUUUGUAUUAAUCAGUCAAACUUCUUUGUGAUACAUGCACAAUUUCUGGAUAUGGGCUUGAUGUUACUUCUCUCCCUCUGCCCCACCUUUGAUAUAAACCUUAUUAAAUCUGAGUCUAGUCUUCUGAAAUGUUACAUGCAUGGUUAAUGCAAUAGAAGGGAAGCAAAAUCGUUGUGUUUUACUUCCCCUGUUUAGACAGUGACUUGUUGCUGCUUGCUAAUGUAUCUUCCCCUUCCUCUGCCAUUAGUAUUUCUAUUCAUGGCUUUCAAACAUUGCUAGAGGCAGCUGUUUGGGACUACAACUCCCAUCAUCCCUACCUAACAGGAUCAGUGGUCAGGGAUGAUGGGAGUUGUAGUCCCAAAACAGCUGGAGGGCCGAGUUUGACCAUGCCUGCUUUAGACAGAGAUUUGCUUUCUCCCCAGUGAAAUCAUUGCUUAGGAAAUUAUCUUCAAAUGCUUCAUUGAAUAUGUGGUAUUCCCCUGUGGCUCUAAAGAUAAAUCUUGUUUACUUUUAUUACUACAGAAAUUUGGCCACUUGAAAGCAGAUGACAUUGAGCAGAUGCGCUUUAAGCAGAGAUUGAAAGUGAUCCAUUCUUUAGAGGACACAGCUAAGAGAAGUGUGGUAUGUUGCACCCAGUUUUGUGUUAUAGGUAUUGGGUAUGUUGAUGCUGUUCAAAUUUUUACCUUUGCGGAUAGGAUGAGUUUUUAAAAAAGUAAAUCAGGUAAUCAAAUGAUUAGCAUGCACUGAAGGACACUUUGCUUAAAGUUAUUCUACAGAGAGUUGUUUUGUAUCACAUUUGAAUUAAGAAAUUGUGAGUGAUGAUCUUGGGGUGCAUCUGCUGCAUCUGAGAAAUUGCCAUAUAUUUCUCUGAAGACAUGAGAGUUUGGCCUGAAAAAGUUGUGAGAAAAAAUUGGCAGGCUUUAAAAAAAACCCCUUCUACUGAGCUCUCCUCUUUUCCUCCACUGAGGGUGUGGCAACCAGAGAUACUGACCUUUCUCAUCCUCAGAACUCCUGUGCCAUAGAAUCUCAAGGGAAGAAUAGCUUUCACGUCUUCUUGCUUCUGUUUCCCCCCCCUGUUGUUUAUGCCAUUGUGGUGUUCAUUCCCUCCAGAUAGGAUCAGAUGUCUCCAAGUGAAUGUCUCUAAUGCCCUUGUAGAUGUUUGACAGUGAGUGGAUCAAAUAGAUAAAAGCUGAAAGGAUGAAGGAGUUGACACAUUUCCUGUUCCCACUUCCAAUUACAGUGCACUGAGAGCAGGAAAUGCAUUUAAUGUUUUUGACCACUUUUUUGCUGUGUUUACCCCCCUGAGUUCAAGGGAAUAGAGCUACUCUUCUCUAGCUGUUGUUGAGGUUUUUGCAUCUUCCUGUCUCAGAUCAAUAGCUCCCAAAUGCAGACUUUAGUAUUCUGCUCAAAAUCAUUACAUGUUCCUUCCUUUCUCCGGUCAAGUCCCCAGACUUUGAAAGUCAUUUUGUCAUGCUUUGUUCGAAGUAACCUUCCUGGUGUGUUUUAAUUUAACUUUUCCAAGUUCACAGCAAAAAUAAUUAAAAUAUAUCUGUUUCUUUGUGUUUCUGUAGGUCCGAGCUAUAUCUGGUGACAUUGGUUUUUCUAUGCAAGAAUUAGAAGACCUCUAUGUAGUAUUUAAGGUAGGAACCCUGCAUGAAAGCUUAUUUAACAAUAUACAGCAUAAUCAUAAGCAUGUUUGCUCAGAAGUAAAUUUCACUGGGACUUGCUCCAUAGUAAUCCUUAGUGUAUUUUAUUUACCAACAUACAGUGUAAUCUUGGCAUGUUUUCUCAUAUAUAACGCCCACUGAUUUCAGUGGGAUUUAUUCCCUACUGAGCAUCCUUGUGACUGCAGCAUGAGAGCAGAACCAGAAUUAUUAGUAACAGUAUUAUCUGUUAACUUGUACUCUGCUGUUCCAAGCUUAAUGAAUACAUUCAGUUUCUUUGGCUGAACCCACCAUAGCCUCUGCCACUGCAGUUGAGAAGUAAGAAUCUAAUUUCACUUAUCUACUUGUUGAACAGAUUUAAGUGGAAUUCUUCCAACUGAUCCAUUGAAAGUUUAAAGGGCUAUAGAACUGCAGAAGGAAAUACCUUUCAUUCACAUUAACAUUUCUACCUGAAUCUGCAUCUCAAGUUGGUGGUGUUGCUUAUUGCAGGGGCAGUCAAUGUGGCACCCUCCAAAUGCGUUUGGACUCCCACCAGCCCCAGCCAGGAUGGCCAAUCCUCAGGGACAAUAGGAGCUGUAGCUCAGCCACAUCUGCUGAGAACCACUACCUCCAUCUUACUGUUAUGAUUAACCUUUAGAUGUACCGUAGUAUCUUUUCUGCCUGUUGCAGUUGAUUAAAAGUUAUUUCCAAGCCUGAAAAAUGUAAAAUGGUGUUGGUAUUCAGCUCACAGGUUUCCCCACCAUCACCUAUGGGUUUGGGUUGGCUUCAAGACUGAAGUUUUGAAAAUGUAAUUAUUGUCUGACCACAAUAAUUAUAGUACCACCUUCCCUUCACAGGCAAAACACCUAAUGAGCUGUUAUUGGGGAAAUCACACUGUAUCUGCCCAGCGAGACCAGAGCCUGCCCUACUUAGAGCAGUACCGCAUUAACAUGGAGCAGUUCAAGGAGUUGUUUGCAUCUCUUACUCCUUGGUCUUGUGGCCUCCACACACCAGUGCUAGCAGAAAGAAUGUUCCGACUGUUGGAUGAGAACAAAGAUGCACUAAUUAACUUCAAGGAGUUUGCAACAGGGAUGAGUGAGUGGCUUAUAUAAAAGAUUCAAUGUACUGCUGAAGCAUAAAUUCUUGCCUCCUCCCUGCUUCUCCUAUCUGCUGGUCAAUUGUGAGAGAAUGAUGCAAUUGCAUAUUUGAAUGAUUUCCUCAUAAUAUGUUUGUGGUUGAAAUGUUUUCUCAUUAUUAGGCCAAUUCAUUCCCCCACCCUUUGAUGUAGGGUGAGAAAUAUAAAUGGUAGUUCUCCUAGUGUGCCACAUUCUACUCCAAAUUAGCAGAUAAAGCUUCUAAUGGCUUGUGUAGGAUCUAUAGAUAGAUGUUCGAACCAGUGUGGUUUGGUUGUGAAGCCUGGCUUGAAUCUUACAUUUGCAUGUAUUCACUGUUUGACCUUGGCCAAGUUAAUAGCUAUGAGCUUCAGCUCUCCAUCUCUAAAUUAGAAUAGUGUGACCUACCUCACAAGGCUGUUGAGAGGGGAAACAUAAACAAGCUCUGUGAUGGCAUACAAAAAUUUCAGUGUGGAUAUGGGAAAGCUUCACUUGCUAAAUGUCUGCAUAUCAGGCAGAUAUCAAGCAUAAUAACCUUUCUCAUAAUUUUUUUGAAGUGUCUCCUAAUGCUAAAUUUAUUUUCCCUUCUUCCCUAUUCCUAAUAGGUGGAAUGUAUCAUGGUGAUCUGACUGAGAAGCUAAAACUACUUUACAAACUACACCUACCUCCAGGUGAACCACUUAUUUCUUUCAAAUGUACAUUGGUGGUACCUGAAUGCUGCAACCUGUUAAAGUUGGUAAUAGGUUCUUUCAAAUACAUUAUGUCUUGGUAAGCUUUCAGUAUUCUGUGUUCACUGAGGUUUCAUUUUCCUAAGGUGUCAGUCUAUACCAAUUGGAAAUGUAAUUCUGGUUUAUCAUGACCAGCUCCUUCAGCUACAUUGAGAAAUGAUUUUAAAAUAACUUACAAGAGCUAAAGGUUUUAAUUCACUUCACUGGUGUGGUUUAAUAAAUGAAAUUAAUAUCUGGCCCAAGAGUUUGGGGGUCAUGCGGAGUACACCUCCCUGUGCCAGUACACUUCUCCCUGUGUACACUUCUCCCUGUGCCAGUUCAGUGGCUUAUCUGACUAGCCUUUUAAGUUUGGGCCAGUGCUUUGGGAGAUUUUCUCUGUGAUUCUUCAUUGCAGCCCUUCCUGUAUGUGUCAUCUCUUCUCCUGUCUUUAAGAAACUUGGGUUGGGCUUACUGAAAUGAGUAGAGCAGGAAAGGUGACCUGAAUAUUAUUUAGAAAUUGCUGUCAUGUUAAUCUGCCUAUUGAAGAACUUGAAUACUUGUGUCCAUAUAUAGCACAGGUCAGAUUUGAAUUUAACGAUAAACAAUAGUCUGUCAUUGCAUACAUGAGUUUCUCAAGCAUUAAAUCACAUUUUGCUGUUAAGUCCAAACCUUAGGUAAAGGGACCCCUGACCAUUAGGUCCAGUCGUGGCCGACUCUGGGGUUGCGGCGCUCAUCUCGCUUUAUUGGCCAAGGGAGCCAGCGUACAGCUUCCGGGUCAUGUGGCCAGCAUGACUAAGCUGCUUCUGGCGAACCAGAGCAGCGCACGGAAAUGCUGUUUACCUUCCCGCUGGAGCGGUACCUAUUUAUCUACUUCCGCGGGGAUUCGAACCGCCGACCUUCUGAUCGGCAAGUCCUAGGCUCUGUGGUUCAACCCACAGCGCCACCCACGUCCCAUAGUCCAGGAAAAAGCUUUUUUCAUAAAACAUGGCUUGAAGAUGGCUAGUUCAUACAACCACAGUUUUAGGUUCAGACAUACAGCUAACUGUAGUUUGUGAAAAAUGGAUGUAAAAGCUUUGAGUCUUCUCAUUGUGGCCACGCUGGAGUGGAGUGGGGAAGCACACAAGCCCAAGGCUAGCUUAGGCUUUUUAUUGUUUGUAAGCUACCUUAAAUUCUUCAAAUAAAGCAGGGAAUAAAUAAAAUAAAUAAAAAGGCCAUGGCUUUAUACUUUUCUUUCUUUGUACAGCUCUGAGCCCAGAGGAAGCAGAGUCUGCUCUGGAGGCUGCACGUUACUUCACAGAAGAUAAUGCUACAGAAGGUAACAGGGAUUGGUCUCAUCUGAUUGUAGGAAUGCAUACUCAAUGGUGGCGUUCUUAGCUAUCAAAGAAAUGCUUUAGCCUCUGUUGUGGACUGUGGAGAGAUGUUCUCCUUUUAUAUGAAGCAUUGACUGGCUGCUACUAAGAAAGACUAAAACCACUUAUCAGAUGGCUUUUUCUGCCCAGGCUGUUGCUCAAAUCUUGUUUCCAUUUUUGUUUUCCCCACUUGUUUCUGUUGCUCUGUAUUUUAACUCUCUCUCGUUCUGUCUUGAAUUUAUUCCCUGACCUCAACCCCCCCUCCUCUCUUUUUUUUCUCUCUCUCUCUCUUCUCUUUGCUUCUCUAGUAUCUCCCUUUGUCUCAGAACUGGAUCUCUUCCUGCAUUGUGAUUCUCAAGGUUAGUCUACCCGCCCUUGCAAAGGUGGGCCACUAUUGAUGUACUAAAAUUUACCUGCCUACUAUGUGAGUGAAAGCUCAUUUAAAAUGGAAUUGCUUUAGUGCUGCUCUUCAAUGCGUGGCAGCAGAAUGGAUGCUCUAUGGGUGAGUCGUUCGUGUGUCCAAGAAAUCAACCAGUUGCCUGUGCUGCACGGUGUUAGACUCCACGUGAAGGAGCAGUCUGGUACACAGUCUUGGGGGUCCUUCUGAGUCAAGCUUUGUCAGUGGUUGUUUAGCCAUUGUUAACUUCAAGAUUGGAUUACUUCAGUGCACUUUGUGUGGGGCUCCCCUUCCAGCUGGUCUAGAAGCUGCAAUUAGUGCAGAAUACUGCAGCAUAAUUGCUGACAGAGUGAGAUCAUCUGCUCAAAGAUCAGCACUGGCCAUCAAUUUGCUACCAGACCAAAAUCAAGGCCUUAAUUUUAUUGGCAUACAAAGGCCUUAAGAGCUUUGGCAACCCUUUAUUUGGAGAUCUCCUUGUCCUUUCCUUACAUGUUUGACCACUUGGCUGUGGUCUGUGCUAUAGAACUCACCUCCUGUUAACAUUAGGCAGGCACUCACAUAUUGUUUCAGAUGCCUUAAAAAAAUAGUUUAGGAAGCCUAUCCAGACAUAUGAUUUAGUUAUGCAUACUUGUUUUUAAAUUUUGCUGCUUUUAUUUGUAUAUUGAUGAUUGUUUUAUGUAUACUGCUUACAGAUUUUUUGAUUAAUAGUUUAUAAUUUCAAAUAGAUAGAUAGAUAGAUAGCUAUCAUAGAUUAAGCUACCUAGCUGUCACCAUAACAAGCGUGCUUUAUUUUCUUAAUCUAUGAUCAGUUCCUCUAACUCCAUAUAUACCACAUUCACUGCACAGAUUUUUGACCUAGAAGAGGCACAAUGUCUGAUAAUUAAGAUUCAUUCCACAAAUGAAGUUGUUUAUCUAUAGCACUGGUUAUCUUUUUCCUAUUUUUUCUAACACUUUAAGCAGUGAGUAUCAUCUUAUGGCCAUGAAUCUCAUGUUACUGUGUUUUAUGUGCAGAAAUAUUAACUUUAUUUGCCCUUAGCAAGUUAUCAACCAAUUUCAUUUAACCUUUAGUUCCAAUAGUUUGAGGAAUAGAGAAACAAAUUUCUCUUAAUUCACACUCACUCCACAUAUUUUAUAACUUUACAGUCCAGUAGUCUGUUGUGUCUCACUGUAGUCAUUUUUUUCUAAAUUAAAAAACCAUGUUGCUGCUAGCUCCAAAUAACUGAUAUAUUCUUAUGACAUUUUAUGUCAGAUUUCUACCAUUGCAGAUUAGUUAAACUGAAAUAUUUUAAAAUAAAAUAAAAUAUUUUGUUUGUUUGUUUGAGCAUAUGUUUUUACCAUCAAUUGCUUCCUCCUCCCCCCCCCCCCCACCAGCAGUACAGGAUCAAAGGUGUUUGGUUGUGUACAUGUAAAUUAGAAUUCAUUGGGAGGUUUUUCCCCAGCUGGCAGACAUAUUGGUCAAUAAUUUGAAAGCUUAUUCAAAUGCCUCAGUCAUGCUGUUUACCUUAUUUAAAAUUUUAUUUUUAAAACACUAGUUUGACAUUUAUUCAAUUUAAUGUAUGUUCAUCUCCCCUUUUCGUUUUGUUUUGUUGUUGUUGUUGUUGUUUUUAAAGUAGGGUUGGUUUUUAAACUUGAAAAAUUGCUUUGAGGGCUAAGGAAAAUUACUUCACAAUUUUCUGGCCGAUCAGCAUUUUGUGCAUCUUGGUUCUGUAAUAAACAUGCUGCUGGUUUCUUCUGAGGUUGAUCUAUAAGAAAAUGCUGUGCAUCUAUAUAAAACACAAUGAGUGUCCAAUGCCUACACACAACAGAGCCAUUGCUCAAAUUAUGGAUGCACCCUUAGCUUUGUUAUAUGUCAUUCAGUGUGUUUGGUAUCCUGCUGGGAUAGCUUAGUCAGUAGUGCAUGAGACUCUUAAUCUCAAGCUUGUAGGUUUGAGCCCCAUGUUGGGCCAAAGAGUCCUGCAGGGGUUGCACUAGAUCACCUUUGUGGUCCCUUCCAACUCUACAGUUCUAUGAUUUUGCUAUCUUUUGUUUCAUGUACUUCUCUUAAAGUAGUUACUACUUUAUUGUCUGUUUUAUUAGAAGCAGCUAUACAGGAAGAGAAAGCACCAAGAGAUGAGAACCCCAAAGACCAAGGUAAUUAUUAUUUGACAUAUCCCAACAUUUCCUUACUGUGACUCAUAAAUUAUCUCUCCCCAGAACCUCAACCUGGUUUGUUUCCUAGUUUUAACAUUUCCCUUUAACAUAGAAUAAAAUGCCUUGAUUAGAGCAACAAGUCUUAAUAGUCCUCUCAACAGUUUUGUUAUGUUUGGUGUGUGUUCCUGGCCUCAGCAGAACUUUUACUUAUUGCUGCCAGUUUGAAGCAGCAUAUUAUGGCAGAAAGUUUAAAAAUAAAUAAAAUAAAUCUCAAACUCUGUGUCAAGGUCACUGAAGUCAAUAAAAUGCAUCAUCAUACAGUUUUGCAUUGGUUAUGCUGAUUUGGUUUUCCUUUCAGAGGAAAAGGGCACCAGUCCCCAAGAUUACAGAUAUCACCUGCGAAUUUGGGCCAAGGAAAAAGAUUCCAAAAAAGAAACUAUCAAAGAUCUUCCUAAAAUGAGUCAGGUAGGAAUUUAUUUUAAGAUCUGUUAUGCUUUUUAAGAUGAAUUUUUAAAUAGUAUUUGCCUAGAUUUAAGAUACUGAAUGAACCAGAAGGGUUGGUGGUUUUAUCAUUGUACCAUAUUUUACCAGGCAAUAAAUGAGAGCUGUUCUAAGACUGGCUUGGGUGACAUCCUCAUGAAGGGUUGUGUUCUCUGAUUUAGCCAAGCCAGGGAUAUGUGGCUGAUUGCUGGAGGAGGAUAAAAUGCAAAGAAACAGAGAGAGAAGAAAACCAUGUCUGCUUUGGCCAAGACAGGGAGCUCCUGGUACCCCAUCACCAUCCUCUUUUACUGAGAGAAAUGCCUCUGGGUGGGUGCAGCUCAGGGACAUUCUAGGGAAAGAAAGAGGGUGGGGUGGCUGGGGGCCUGCAUUUCAUUUUCUGCCUACCUCUGCACCACCCAAGGAGGAAUUGUCUGCUACUGUCAUUGCACAUCUUCAUGAGCAGACAGGUGGAAAUGGGAUUUUCCCAACCCUUAGAAAUGUGGAGUUUAGCCAAGUUAACUUGGUAACAUUUAAAAGACAGCUAAUUUUGGUUCUUUGCAUUCAGUUUUCAUAUAUGAAACAUUAGUGCACAUCUCAAGUGGAAAUGCAUUACAUUUUGGAACAUUUUCUGUGUUGUCAGCAUGAUUGUUAGCUUGAGAUGAUAAAAAAAUGUUUAUUUGAAUUUGUGACUGGUAAGCUUGUUGUUUUGCAGCAUUGUCAGUUUGAAUAUUUUGCACCUAAACUCUAAGCAGUUGUUAUAAUGUGCAUCUGUCUCUUUUCAAGGAGCAAUUUAUAGAACUCUGCAAGACCCUUUACAAUAUGUUCAGUGAAGACCCCGUGGAGCAAGAGCUGUACCAUGCCAUUGCCACCGUUGCCAGCCUUCUCUUGCGCAUUGGGGAGGUAGGCAAAAAGUUCUCCCACCAGCCUGCUAAGAAAGGUGAUGACUUAAAAGCAAACAGUGUUCAGGACCCAGUAAGUGAAGAAGAGUCUCCAACAUCUGACCAAAGUCAAAAUUCAACUGUGGAGCAGUAUUCCCAAGCUACUCCAGAAGAAAAAGCUUCUGGAGACAUUCAGGUUGAGAAACAGCAACAGGAAAACCAGAUUUUGGUAGAUGGAGGUGGUGAGGGUCCAGGAUCUCCAAUACAGCUGUUUUCAGAUGAUGAAACUAAAGACGAUAUGUCCAUGUCUUCAUACUCCAUGGUCAGCACAGGCUCUCUGCAGUGCGAAGAUAUUGCAGACGAUACAGUGCUGGUCGGUUGUGAGGCUGGCAGUUCAGCUGCGCGGUAUGGCAGUACCAUUGACACAGACUGGUCCAUUUCCUUUGAACAGAUCUUGGCCUCCAUGCUUACAGAGACAGUACUGGUAAACUACUUUGAGAAGAAAGUUGACGUUGCACAGAAGAUCAAGGAACAAAAGAAAGUGGAGAGGCAGUUCAGUGCAUCCAGUGAUUAUGAACUUACCUCAGUAUCAGGCUGAACUCAAGAGAGAGGUGUAAAUAAUAGAGGCAGGAGAACUAGAAACCUGGCAGAUAGCUGGACACUUGUUUUUUGUUUUUUACCAACACCUACAACUACCCAACAAUUAAAGUCACUUCAGCUGAGUAAGGGACUUAUCACAAUGACUCUCUGGUAUAGAUACCUCCCUGGAGGACACCUUGCUUGCUGUGCUUACAUUACAUUCUCAAAAGCAUGAAAGCCAUUAGAACCUAAUAGCCUCUGUGGCCUAGAAUUACUAGGGUAAAUUAUGCAUGUGUGCCUCUGCCUAUCUUUCUUUAAUGAAGCUUGAUUUCAGUCACACUAUUGCUUUAGGUUCCUUGGUAGUCGCUCACAAGAAAUGCAGCCUAGCUUGAAUUCCUUCCUCUAUAUCUUUGGCUGCCUCCCUGUGACCUUAACACCAUGUAUCAAAAUGCUGUAGAGAUCCCCAGCCUGCCUGAGAGAGCCUUGUUAGGAACCUAGAUGCUACGCAGUAACUAGUCAGAGGUAAAGGAUGUUAUGCUCUGUUACGCCUGGCAUUCUGCCGCUAGAACGUACCAGUGUCUUGGGACAGCUGGUUUCUAUCCCAGUUGAUAUACCAUCACAGUAGCAUGUGGUUUUCAACACUGCCCAAGAAAGAUGCAUAUUAAUAUGUUUUAGCCCAGUUUUAACUCUUCAGUGCCAUGUAAUUUUUUUGUUUUUUGUUGUUUUAAUUUCCCUGAGGGGGGAAAAAGCAGCACUGAAAAUUGCAAAAGCUAUGGAGACUGGAGAGGGUGAAGUGAAUGCAACAAUCCUGAGAAUUGCAAGACACUGAUAAGAACAGAAUUCUUGGUGCUUUGGGGCAUUAGAGUGUUUACUUCAUAAUUUUUGAUGGUACAAGGGCUCAGAAAUGUGGGGUUUAAAGAAGUUAAUAAUAACGUGGAAGAUCUAAGCCCCUACACCAGUAAGCUAGUUAUCAUAAAAGACUUGCAUCACUGUACAGGCUGCUUAUCUGAUCUGUUUCUCACCAUGGUGGAAAGUGGAUCUAUUGCUUUUGUGUGUGUGCUAGGCUCAAGUAAUGCAAGUGUGUACACAGUUUAGGACUAAGCAGAAAGCAGAGAUUAGUCCAGUUUAUCUGAAUCAACUAACCUACUGGCUACAUGCUGGUCCAGAAGUUCCACACCAUAGGAAUCUUGCUGGUUGUACCCUCCAAAUAGUGUCUGUUACCUACUUUAUAAAGUUGUGUGGUGUUUAGACAACUUUCUUUCCUGGCGGCAUAGAGUGCGGUUAUGAGAUCUGUGCUCUGAGAAUCAGUUGUAGGCCUGAGGAAAACUGGAGCUCCAUUUUGGGAUUGAUAACUUCCCUAUGGGAAGGCAUUCACUCUAAAGAAGCACUAUUAUAUUUGUUUAUAUUUGUAUACCUGCUCAUCUCAUUGCAUAAUUAUUUUACUCAGUCAUAUGAGCACCAUUGAAACAGUGUGAAUGCUAGUGUGUGGCUGUUGUUGGACCAGUGAUGAAUAUGGAACAUACUGGCAGUUCAGAAAGAGCAAGAGUGACCUUGGAAUAUACAAGGAAUACACCACAUGGUGCAAUACCCAGUGUUACUACAAUUUUGUGGCGUACUCUGUAUGUAUUCACAACCAGUAUUUGUUUUAAGACUGUCUUCUUAGCCAUGCACCUGGAGAGCUUUUACUAAUUCAGUAAUUUAUUGUAAUUUUUUUAAAAAAACAAAUACAUGUGAUUUUACAUUGGUUUUUGUCUGAUCAAUCAUGUAUUCAAUAAAUGAACAGAAUCACACAU
Podarcis lilfordi (Lilford's wall lizard) is the source of this 35656-nucleotide messenger RNA. Lineage: Eukaryota; Metazoa; Chordata; Lepidosauria; Squamata; Lacertidae. The record is from the annotation of a GenBank genome assembly.